Bipolaris oryzae ATCC 44560 is the source of this 4590-nucleotide messenger RNA. RefSeq lists its product as uncharacterized. Gene Ontology annotation, molecular function: NADP binding; sulfite reductase (NADPH) activity; heme binding. Gene Ontology annotation, biological process: amino acid biosynthetic process; sulfate assimilation. Gene Ontology annotation, cellular component: sulfite reductase complex (NADPH). The coding region runs from base 1 to 4590 and encodes 1529 amino acids. The transcript has 4 exons. NCBI's taxonomy places the organism in Eukaryota, Fungi, Ascomycota, Dothideomycetes, Pleosporales, Pleosporaceae. The record is from RefSeq and is a predicted model, not a curated record.
AUGGGCUCAAUUUCGACUGCAGGAGAGGCCGUGGCCCGAAUCGCCCACCAGGCCUCCGACGUAAUUGUAUCCGUCGUUCCUUCCCUCUCGACCGAGUCCGAGUUCUCAGAGGCCUUGAAGGGCCUCCAAAAGCACAAUGCGCCUAGUGUUGUGUCCAAGACACUUCCGGAGGUCGUAACCGUCCGCCAAAAUGCCGACCCCCUCCUCUCAGUCUUCCAGCCCGUUCGCGCGGGCAAACUCACCAGCGUGACCACAACUUCCUCCAUUCUUGUCAAGUCGAUACCCCACCUCUACAAACUCGCCCAGUACCCUGUCGUUAUACACGUAUCGGUAGCGCCUUCAGGGUACCCUGACUUCUCUGACAUCACAUCCAUCAGGCAGUCUGGCUUUGCCUUCAUUCAGUCUGAGACUCUACAGGAGUUGCAAGAUCUCGCCCUCACAGCACAUGCCUUGGCCAUCAAGUCAGGCAAAGGUGUCAUCCACUUCUUCGACUCUGGCGCGAGCGCAUUCAGGAAGACAGUAGAGGUGGAAGAUGCAGCUCUGGUCCGGAGUGUCAUUGACAUGGAUGCUGUGGCGGCCUUCCAAAACUCAAAGUCCCAGGAGACCUCGCUGUACGCGGAUGAUGGCAGGACUCCUUCCCUAAGUUUCGCCCGCAGCCAAGCCGUCAAUGCCGCUCCUACUUCAGCACUGGCCGGUGCCCCAGAACAAGGCAAGUCGCUUCCGGCUUCGGAAAGAAACAGCCAGCGUGGUGACUCUUCCUCCGGAUCAUCAGAACGUGAGGCUAGCACAAGUGCCGCAUCAGUGUCCUCAGCCACCACUGUUGAGUCCUUAAUAUCAAAACCUGUUUCCUCAGAAGACAUCUACCGAUUUGCUACACAAAUCUGGUCAACCAUAAGGGAGGCUACUGGAAGAAGCUACGACGCCUUUGCCUUUUCAGGUACAGGCAAAGAGGAGGCUGCUAUCUUCUUGUUUGGUGCCGACACCGCUGUCUUUGCCACCGAGUUGGAUAGUGUUGAUGAGACCAAGGCAUAUGCCAACACGGCUAUCAUCACAGCUCGGUUAUACCGCCCGUGGUUGGGCUCAUCGCUUGCCCCUAUGCUGCCUUCUUCUCUCAAGAGGAUUGCCGUUAUUGAGCAAGUUCGGAGAAAGACCACUAGGUGGGGUCCCGUGUUACUCGAUAUCCUCAUGUCGCUCAAGGCGAGUGGCGGUGCAUCUCCUACAGUCGUUGGAUACCAAUUGGGCUACAUUAACGAGGAGACUGUUUCACAGGCAAUGCGCGGUGUUUGGCAGAACCUUAUGAGCGAGACGCCUGUUCAGAACCUCGUCAUUGGUAACCUUGAUGGACCCGAGGCACAGCCUUUGAAGAUUGAGCAACCAGCAUUGGAGAACGCCUACAUCAAAAUCCUGAACCAAGUCUUUGGUGAGAAACUCCACGUAGCUAAUCAGCUCGGAUCACAGCACGCUGGCAUCUCCAACGAAAUCGCAUCUACUCCAGAGUAUGGCUUUGGAUCACUCGUUGCGCGCAAGGAGCACCGAAAGCGAUUUGUUGAAGAGGCCGCUGCUGCUUCCAAAGACAAUAAGUUCGUCACUCAAGCACCGCAGCAAUGGCUCUCCAAAUGGGCUCUUAGCGCUGAUGACACCGAUAAGGCCAAUGAACUGGCUUCUGAGGUCAUUGCCCGCUUGAGUACUGAUGGUUCGCCUAUUGCCAGCCAGCUACUUUCUUCCAAGAAAUUGUUCUACAAGGAAUCACCUUGGCUGAUUGGAUCUGAUGCUUGGGCGUACGACCUCGGAAAUUCUGGUGUACACCAUGUGCUAGCAUCUGGAGAGAACGUUAACAUGCUCAUCAUUGACUCUACCCCUUACUCGGAGCGAGCUGCUGCUGAUGCGGCGAGGCGGAAGAAGGACAUUGGGCUGUACGCUAUGAACUUCGGUAACGCAUAUGUUGCAUCGGUUGCGGUAUACAGUUCCUACACUCAGGUUCUGGAGGCCAUGAUUGAAGCCGACAAGUUCAACGGUCCCUCCGUUGUCCUCGCAUAUCUGCCAUACGAGAAGGAAAAUGACACCCCUUUGACUGUCCUGCAAGAAACCAAGAAGGCUGUUGACCUGGGAUACUGGCCACUCUACCGAUGGGACCCCAAGGCCGAGGAGAAGGGCGAAGUGAACUUCAAGCUGGACUCUGAGCGCAUCAAGAGAGAGUUGGAGGAGUUCCUCUCUCGCGACAACUACAUGUCGCAGGUCAUGAAGCGACACCCUGAGUUCGCAUCUAACCUCUCCGGAUCAUAUGGAACCGAAGUCAGGCAGCUACAGAAGCGCAAGGCCAAGGACGCUUAUAGCAAACUACUCGAAGGUCUUCAAGGCGACCCACUGACAAUUCUCUUCGCUUCUGACAAUGGCAACGCUGAGAAUCUGGCAAAGAGGCUAGGAAACCGAGGCAAGGCUAGAGGCCUCAAGACCAUUGUCAUGGCCAUGGAUGACUUUCCACUCGAGGAUCUUCCCAACGAGCAGAAUGUCGUCUUGAUGACCAGUGUAGCUGGUCAGGGAGAAUUCCCUCAGAAUGGCCGAGCCUUCUGGGAAGCCGUCAAGGACUCCACUGACCUAGAUCUUGCGACAGUAAACUUCGGUGUGUUUGGUCUUGGUGACAGCCAUUACUGGCCCCGCAAGGAGGACAAGAUCUACUACAACAAGCCUGCAAAGGAUCUCCACGCUCGUCUUCUCACUCUAGGUGGCAAGCCUCUAGUCGACUGUGGUCUUGGAGAUGACCAGGAUCCAGAUGCUUACCAGACCGCGUACGCCGAGUGGGAGCCGAAGCUCUGGGAGAAGCUAGGUGUCUCCAAUGUUGAGAACCUGCCAGAGGAGCCCGCGCCGCUUACCAACGAAGACAUGAAGGCUGCCUCAAACUACCUGCGAGGUACCAUCGAGGAGGGCUUGGCUGAUACCAGCACUGGUGCCAUUUCGGCAAGCGACCAGCAGCUCACAAAGUUCCAUGGUACCUAUAUGCAGGAUGACCGUGACCUCCGCGACCAGCGCAAGGCCCAGGGUCUUGAGCCAGCCUAUUCUUUCAUGAUCCGAUGCAGACUUCCUGGAGGUGUUUCCACGCCUAAACAAUGGCUACAGAUGGACGAGAUUAGCAGCACGCUUGGUAACGAGACCAUGAAGCUGACCACCCGACAAACAUUCCAGUUCCAUGGCGUCGUCAAGGGCAAGCUCAAGCCUGCUAUGCAGGCCAUCAACAAGGCUUUGAUGACCACCAUUGCUGCUUGUGGUGAUGUUAACCGAAAUGUCAUGUGCAGCUCUCUCCCUACGCAGUCCAAGUACCACGGUCAGGUCCACAGCUACGCGCAGAAGAUCAGCGAUCACCUUCUUCCUUCUACAACAGCAUAUCACGAGAUUUGGCUCGAGGAUGAUGAAACAAAGCAGAAGCGUAAGAUCGCUGGUGAGGCUGUUCAGGACCACGAGCCGCUGUAUGGUCCUCUCUACCUUCCUCGAAAGUUUAAGAUCACUAUUGCUAUUCCUCCACACAACGAUACUGAUGUGUACGCCCACGACAUUGGUCUCAUUGCUAUCAAGGGCGAAGAUGGCAACCUUGCAGGUUUCAAUGUGCUUGCCGGUGGUGGUAUGGGUGUAACACACAACAACAAGAAGACUUACCCGCGUACUGGAUCCAUGUUCGGCUACGUUGCAGCUGAUCAAGUGCAUCUUGUUUGCGAAAAGAUCAUGCUUGUUCAGCGCGACCACGGUGACCGCAAGAACCGAAAGCACGCUCGUCUCAAGUACACGAUUGAUGACAUGGGCCUAGACGUCUUCAUCCAAAAGGUUGAGGAUCUUUGGGGUCAAAAGUUUUCGGAGCCCAAGCCUUUCAAGUUCCAAAGCAACAUUGAUACCUUCGGUUGGCAAAAGGAUGAGCUUGGUCUCAACCACUUCACCUUCUUCAUUGAGAACGGCCGUAUCGAGGACACUGCUGAUUUCCCGAUGAAGACUGGUCUCGUAGAGGUAGCCAAGGCACACAAGGGCGAGUUCCGUCUCACUGGUAACCAACAUCUGAUAUUGGCCAACGUUGCAGAUGAGGACCUACCAGCCAUGAAGGAACUUCUCAAGAAGUGGAAGCUUGACAACACCAACUUCUCGGGAAUGAGAUUGUCUAGUUCCGCCUGCGUUGCCUUCCCAACUUGCGGUCUCGCUAUGGCUGAGUCAGAACGCUACCUACCCGAGCUCAUCACCAAGCUUGAGGGAACGCUUGAAGAGUCUGGCCUUCGUCAAGACAGCAUUGUCAUGCGCAUGACGGGUUGUCCCAACGGUUGCGCCCGUCCUUGGCUCGCCGAGGUUGCAUUCGUCGGCAAGGCUUACGGAGCGUACAACAUGUACCUUGGUGGUGGCUACCACGGCCAAAGGCUGAACAAGCUCUAUAGGAGCUCAAUCAAGGAAGAUGAGAUUCUGGAGAUCAUGAAGCCGUUGAUCAAACAAUACGCCAAGGAGAGGAAUGAGGGCGAGCACUUUGGUGACUUUGUCAUAAGAAAGGGUUACAUCAACGAGACAACACACGGAACAAACUUCCAUGAUAACACUGCCGAAGCAGAGUCAGACGCAGAGUAA